AUGGAUUCGAAUUCGGAUCUCCAAUCUCCCCUCGCUGGUGACCAAGCCUUGCCAUCGAAGAAUCUAAACUCGGAAGUCAUACUCGACAAGCCUUUCGAUGACCUCGCUUGCCAUAAUAACCCCCCUUCCGGAAUCGAAUCUUCCAAGCUCGACCUUGUUGGCAAAAUGCCGAUAGAACUUGUCGUCAUGAUCUUUGAAAACAUCCGUUUUACAGAUGUGCUACGUCUACAGACAGUCUCAAAAACCUGGAGUAGACUCUUGUCUUCCCGCACCGUGCAACAUGCCGUGAUCCAGACGCUGGGACCGUGGUUUGCAAACGAGGCCAUCCCAGAUACGGCUACUUUUCUCAAGAAAAGAGCCAGAAUCGAAGAUAUCUACACUGUAUCAGAGAUUACUUUUAAGUCGACCUGCAAGGGUGAGCGGUCUAUCAUCACGGGGAGAUUUCUACGCCCAGGGAAUUGGGCUGUGAACGCCAGUUACUCAGAAGGCCAUUUUGCAUGGAUUGAUUACACGGAUUGGAAUGUUAAUGUGCUGAACUUGUGGACUGGAGCAUUCAGCCUAUUCAAGACAAAAGUUACGGAUGUACUUUUUAGUGCAUAUGUGUCGAAAGUGAUCGUAGUGGCGAUCGGUCAACAAAAAUGCCAUGUGUGGAAUCUCCAGACCCAUGAGCACACCGAAUUCCAGAUAUCUCACUACUGCGCGAAGGAAAAUAUCUUGGUUCGCGGAACCAAGGUGCUUUUCAUACAACCAGACUCGGAUGUGGAUGGCGAAGGCUACUUCAUUCAUUGGAGCCUCGAGUCGCGUAUUGCACGCACAAUACCAUGGAAUGCUCCAAGGUCCACCAGAGCUAUCAGGUCUGUGACUCUAGACCCAACCGAAGACAAGUUUACCGUCGUGUAUCUUGAUGACCACCUUAAGGAUAUCCCCUGUACGGGGUGGGAGUACAUGGGGAGACUAGACCGCCCGAGUAUAGAUCUCCUGGUAGAUUUGCGAAACAGUUAUGACAUUGGACCGAAUUUAGCGAUAUCUUCAGACUCAAAGGUACAUAUUGAAACUUUGGCGCUAGGAGAUGGAGAAGGAGAUAGGGCCUUUCGAUCUACAUCCCACCAGAUUCAAAAACUACCUUCGCGACAUCGCAGAGAAGAACCUGGCGAGGAUGAAGAGUCGAUAGGAUCAGGCUCGAGGCUCUUCUCCCUUGAGAGGGGCCAGGAACUUGUCAUUCAUACGGCUCCUCGAUAUGGGUCAGAUCUGUUGAAUUGCGUUUCCCCAAGCCCGGGAGUCCUUUAUGCCUCGGGGAUCUCGUGGCGCACAGGAAAACCCAAGGCCGAAAUCAAUGUUUUGCACGCUGUCCGGUGCGACGGCCACUUUCGUGAUUACGAAGACUAUUGCUGGUCCCCGUAG
Molecule: messenger RNA, 1401 nt
Organism: Penicillium manginii
Lineage: Eukaryota; Fungi; Ascomycota; Eurotiomycetes; Eurotiales; Aspergillaceae
Product: F-box domain protein
Exons: 3
Coding region: 1-1401 (466 amino acids)
Molecular function (GO): protein binding
Source: RefSeq, a predicted model, not a curated record